Molecule: messenger RNA, 417 nt
Organism: Vigna radiata var. radiata (mung bean)
Lineage: Eukaryota; Viridiplantae; Streptophyta; Magnoliopsida; Fabales; Fabaceae
Source: the annotation of a RefSeq genome assembly
AUGGCAAAAUCAAUACCUAAAAAAGGUUCGCGUAAAAAUGUACGUAUUGGUUCGCGUAAUCAUACUCGUAAAAUACCAAAGGGAAUUAUUCAUGUUCAAGCUAGUUUCAACAAUACUAUUGUAACUAUUACAGAUGUACGAGGUCGGGUGAUUUCUUGGUCCUCCGCUGGUACUUGCGGAUUCAAGGGUACACGAAGGGGAACACCUUUUGCCGCUCAAACUGCAGCAGGAAAUGCUAUUCGAACAGUAUCGGAUCAAGGCAUGCAACGAGCAGAAAUUAUGAUAAAAGGGCCUGGCCUCGGAAGAGAUGCAGCAUUAAGAGCUAUUCGUAGAAGUGGUAUACUAUUAAAUUUUAUACGAGAUGUAACUCCUAUGCCACAUAAUGGAUGUAGGUCUCCGAAAAAAAGACGUGUAUAA